Erinaceus europaeus (western European hedgehog) is the source of this 177-nucleotide messenger RNA. RefSeq names its product ATP synthase membrane subunit K, mitochondrial-like. The transcript is spliced from 2 exons. Lineage: Eukaryota; Metazoa; Chordata; Mammalia; Eulipotyphla; Erinaceidae. The record is from RefSeq and is a predicted model, not a curated record. The coding region runs from base 1 to 177 and encodes 58 amino acids.
AUGGCCGGUCCAGAAUCUGAUGCCCAAUUCCUGUUCACUGGUAUUAAAAUGUAUUUCGGGAGUCUUACACUCACAGGUAGAAUGAAUCAUGUGCUGACCACAUAUGGAGAAAUUGUGUUGCUGGUCUUGUACUUCAAAUCAAAAUUAAAGAAAACUCCCACUGUGAAAGCAGUAUAA